Guillardia theta CCMP2712 is the source of this 1467-nucleotide messenger RNA. RefSeq lists its product as hypothetical. Lineage: Eukaryota; Cryptophyceae; Pyrenomonadales; Geminigeraceae. The record is from RefSeq and is a predicted model, not a curated record. The coding region runs from base 1 to 1467 and encodes 488 amino acids. The transcript is spliced from 3 exons.
AUGUAUCCUUUGGAAAGAUAUUCCAACCAUGAACACGAUCAUGAACAGACCAUAGAAGAUCCAAAAACACGCAAACUUCCAGGAACAUGCAGUAGUGUGUUUUUGGUUCUUGUAGCAGCCCUUGAGAGUGUGCUCACCAGUGGAGUUGUGUUCGGAUGGGCCCCGCUUCAAAUUAUGCUGCAGGAGGAGGGAGUCUACGCUUACAAGUGCCAAACUAAGUUUCCCUGUGAGGAGCAGGCUGUCCAGCUGCAAAUGAUGUACACGCUCGCGACCAGCGCCUUUUGCUUCUGCGUCUGGCCAACGGGACUGGUUCUCGACUCUCUCGGUCCUCGAAUCUGCUGCAUGAUGGGAGCGCUGUUGUUUGGCGCAGGCUGCUUCAUCUUCGCCAUCUCGACUUCUGCCAUGGACUUGUUCAUGCUCGGGUACAUUCUUAUGGCUGUUGGCGGGUUGCCCAUUGUGCUGUCCAUGAUGCAUCUCGCAAACUUACUUCCCGCCUAUUCGGGGACCAUCAUCACGAUCCUCAACGUGAUGAUUGACGUCUCGUCUCUCAACCUCAAGGUCAUGAAGCUUGUCACCGACCACACGCCCUUCACCAGGAAGGACGCUUUCUCUAUGUACGUUGCUGCUCCUGCAGCUAUCCUCAUCACUGCUCCCUGUUUGUGGCCGCGAGAUCGGUAUGAGGAGCGAGGUGCGACAAAUGCGUCUCAAGUUGCUGCACCGUCGUUGAAGACAUCUUCGUUCUGGAAGCAAGUGCGAAGCGCCGAGUUCCUCAUGUGCGCUUUCUUCACUGCUUUCCACCUGCUGCAUAUCAACUUGUACAUCGGGACUGUCGACGAUCAGCUGCGCAUGAUGUGGUUCACAAACAGUUCGAGUCCCUUUGACGAGAACCUUCGAACCCUCCACCUGUCAGGCUACGCCAAGGCAUUGCACUAUGAAGAGAGUCUACAACCGUCGCAGAAUGUCGUUCAGUCCCUCUGCAGCUUGUUCGCUUGGAUCCUUCCACUCGGGGGGCUGGUGAUGACUCUUCCUGUCGGCUACACGUUGGAUAACUUCCCUCUGUGGGUCGGCAUCGCUCUUCUCUCUGCUGCAGCUAUCUUGCAUAGCGUGUGCACCCUCAUAGCGAGGACAGAGAUCCAGAUCGUAGGCUUCCUCCUCUUCGCGUACUACCGAGCCGCUCUCUUCGGCACAAUGGCGACAACUGUCGCCUUUACCUUUGGGUAUGACAACUUCGGCAAGCUGUGGGGGACCCUCUACGCAAUCUCCGGCCUCUUCAAUUUCUCCAUUGAGCCGCUAGCCGUCCUUGCACAAAAGCAGGAAACAUUCUAUUGGAUCAACUUGUGCAUCGCAGUUGUCAGCGGGAUUCUCUUCCUUACCUACCCCCCAUGGCUUCGAUGGAAGUCGAAGGACAAAUCUCAAGUGGAAGAACCUCUUCUCGUCCCGGACUUCACACUCGAUGUGAAUCAGUGA